This is a messenger RNA of Quercus robur (English oak), 2860 nucleotides long. RefSeq names its product beta-D-xylosidase 1. NCBI's taxonomy places the organism in Eukaryota, Viridiplantae, Streptophyta, Magnoliopsida, Fagales, Fagaceae. The record is from RefSeq and is a predicted model, not a curated record. Gene Ontology annotation, biological process: xylan catabolic process; arabinan catabolic process. Gene Ontology annotation, cellular component: plant-type cell wall. Bases 107 to 2452 code for a protein of 781 amino acids. Gene Ontology annotation, molecular function: xylan 1,4-beta-xylosidase activity; alpha-L-arabinofuranosidase activity. The transcript has 7 exons.
CAUGAAACUUUCGUUACCACACUCUAAGCGCAACCCUUUCCUAUAUAUACAAACACCGAUGAAUGACUCUCACAAACCAAGCCCACCAUCUCUCUAGAAUUCCCAUAUGGCUUAUAACAAAAAAACCAAUAAGCCCCAUUAUCACAAAACACCCUUUUCUCUCGUCAUUGUCUUCAUAUCAAUAUUAUGCAUUUCAUUUGGUGUCAAUGAAGCUCGUUCACCGUUCGCAUGUGACCCCAAAAAUGGGCUGACGAGAAACCUCAGGUUCUGCAAAGCAACGUUGCCAAUACAAGUGAGAGUGAAGGACUUGAUCGCACGGUUGACAUUGCAAGAGAAGAUAAGGCUGCUUGUGAAUAAUGCUGCGGCUGUGCCUAGGCUUGGCAUUCAAGGCUACGAGUGGUGGUCUGAGGCUCUUCAUGGUGUCUCCAAUGUGGGUCCUGGUGUUAAGUUUGGUGGGGCCUUUCCUGGUGCCACUAGUUUCCCUCAAGUCAUCACAACCGCUGCUUCUUUCAAUGAGUCGCUUUGGGAGGCAAUUGGAGCGGUAGUGUCUGAUGAAGCUAGAGCAAUGUACAAUGAAGGAACAGCUGGUUUGACAUAUUGGAGCCCAAAUGUGAACAUAUUAAGAGACCCUCGAUGGGGUCGGGGGCAAGAGACUCCCGGUGAAGACCCCAUUGUAGUCGGAAAAUAUGCUGCCAGAUAUGUCAGGGGACUUCAAGGUUAUGCAAAAGGAAACAGGCUUAAGGUUGCUGCAUGUUGCAAACAUUACACGGCCUACGAUCUUGAUAAUUGGAAUGGGGUCGAUCGGUUUCAUUUCAAUGCAAAAGUCAGUCCGCAGGACUUGGCAGACACCUACAAUGUGCCAUUCAAAUCCUGUGUGUUGCAAGGGAGGGUUGCAAGUGUUAUGUGCUCAUACAAUCAAGUCAAUGGAAAGCCCACUUGUGCUGAUUCUUAUCUACUUAAAAAUACCAUUCGUGGAUCAUGGCGUUUAAGUGGGUACAUUGUCUCGGAUUGUGACUCUGUAGGGGUUCUAUUUGACAACCAACACUACACGAGAACACCUGAAGAAGCAGCUGCAGAAACUAUCAAAGCAGGGUUGGAUUUGGACUGUGGACCAUUCUUGGCAGUGCACACACAAGGGGCCAUAAGUAAAGGCUUGCUUAAAGAGUUUGAUGUGAACAAUGCAUUAGCAAACACAAUUACAGUCCAAAUGAGGCUGGGCAUGUUUGAUGGUGAGCCAUCAGCACAGCCUUAUGGCCAUCUGGGCCCAAGAGAUGUAUGCACCCCAGCCCACCAAGAGUUAGCCCUUGAGGCUGCUCGACAGGGCAUUGUUUUGCUUAAAAAUCGCAAGUCUUCACUGCCAUUAUCCACCAGGCGCCACCGGACUGUAGCAGUCAUUGGGCCCAAUUCUGAUGCUACAGUUACAAUGAUUGGAAAUUAUGCUGGUAUUCCAUGUGGCUACACAACACCAUUACAAGGCAUAGGGAGAUAUGCUAAGACCAUUCACCAAGCUGGGUGCGCAGGGGUUGCCUGCAAUGGGAACCAACAAUUUGGAGCCGCAGAGGCUGCAGCCAGGAGAGCCGAUGCAACUGUUUUGGUAAUGGGACUUGACCAAAGCAUAGAGGCAGAAGCCUUAGACAGGGUAGGGCUACUCUUACCAGGACACCAACAAGAGCUUGUUGCAAGGGUUGCCAAGGCCUCUAAAGGACCCACUGUGUUGGUGUUAAUGAGUGGUGGCCCUAUUGAUGUGUCCUUUGCUAAGAAGGAUCCAAGAAUCAGUGCCAUAAUAUGGGCUGGCUAUCCUGGUCAGGCUGGAGGAACUGCCAUUGCUGAUGUUUUGUUUGGUACAACAAAUCCAGGAGGAAAGCUGCCUAUGACAUGGUACCCACAGGGCUAUGUACAAAAGGUGGCAAUGACAAACAUGGCAUUGAGAGCAGACCAAUCAAAUGGCUAUCCUGGAAGAACCUACAGAUUCUACAAGGGCCCAACAGUGUUUUCUUUUGGGCAAGGUUUGAGCUACACCUCAUUCAACCACAAAUUAGUCCAAGCUCCAAAAGAAGUUUCAGUAACCCUCACCAAAUUCAAUGUCCCAAUAAACUCAACCAUUUUAAGCAAUGGGAUCAAGGCCAAGCACACCAAUUGCAACAAACUCACACUUGGUUUUCACAUUGAUGUAGAAAAUACUGGAACUAUGCACGGGACUCAUAGUCUACUUGUGUUUUCAACCCCACCCUCUGGUACAUGGUCCACGAACAAGCAAUUAGUGGGCUUUCAAAAAGUCCAUGUACCAGCUGGGUCUAAGCAAAGGGUGUGGUUUGGUAUUCAAGUGUGCAAGCAUCUCAGUGUGGUUGACAAUUUUGGAACUCGAAGAAUUCCAAUGGGUAAUCAUAAACUUCAAAUUGGAGACCAAAAACAUUCAAUCUCAGUCCAAUUAUCAACAACACAUCAAGUCUAAAAAGUCAUCAUAGUAUGGUGAUCACAUCAAUGCUCGAUGACCCUAUAUAUAUUUGUUCCUCUAAUUCCUUUCCCAUUAAACCAUAAGGAAAAGAAAAAACAAUAUUGGUCCAAAAGUGGACAUAAUAUUGUAAGAUUAUAAAUAGAAUGAGAAAGAUCAGAAUAGUAUUUGGAAUUGUAAUUGUAAUUGUUCUAUUAUAAAAGUCAAGCCUCAAUCCAUUCCAAGUGUAAAAAGAAAAAAAGAAAGACAAAGAUGGAAACAUUUUCACAGUUUGGAUUUGUAUUUCUUUCUGUUCAAGGGAUUUUUGGAACAGAUGUAUUGACCUUGUGAUUCCUUAUUUGUAUCAUUAUUACAUGUAAACCAAAGUAUUUGAAAUCUUUGAAUAUUAAAAUUAUUGAUUGGAAUUUA